Messenger RNA from Carassius auratus (goldfish), 1280 nucleotides. Its product is annotated as ETS-related transcription factor Elf-3-like. Gene Ontology annotation, cellular component: nucleus. Gene Ontology annotation, molecular function: DNA-binding transcription factor activity, RNA polymerase II-specific; sequence-specific DNA binding. Gene Ontology annotation, biological process: regulation of transcription by RNA polymerase II; cell differentiation. NCBI's taxonomy places the organism in Eukaryota, Metazoa, Chordata, Actinopteri, Cypriniformes, Cyprinidae. The record is from RefSeq and is a predicted model, not a curated record. The transcript is spliced from 9 exons. Bases 137 to 1276 code for a protein of 379 amino acids.
CCUUCUGAGACUCUGAACAGUGAACCUCAAAUCACUGUAGACAAACCUUUACUGACUGGAUUAUUACCUGACGAACACUUGCACUAGGAUUUUAUCUGGAAACCAAGCUGCCUUUAUCGUCCACAACUGAAUUCUCAUGGCGUCAAGCGAACUUAGUCUUAUUCUCAACAACGCCAAUGCCAACCUGUACCCAUCUGAACCGCAGGCCAACUUGUUGAGCAUGACAGCGCCGAUGGGCAGACCACCACAUCUCUCAGAGAUGACCUUCAGCAGUAACAACAACACAAUGGGCUCCUGGGACCUGGUGAACCCACAGAUGUGGAGCAGACAUAACGUUCUGGAGUGGAUUGGCUUUCACGUGGAGGAGAGCAGGUUUGAUGCCAGUCUGCUGAAUAUAAACUACUGCAACAUGGACGGGAUCACACUGUGCUCAAUGUCAAAAGAAACUUUGAUCAGCAUGUUCGGAUCGAUGCUUGGAGAACGGCUUCACCACAGCCUGGAGACCCAAAAGUCCAGAUAUGCUACUGAUCUGUCUGAGACAUGUCUGAGUGAAUCUGAAUUAGACUUACUGGACAACAUACUGCAGAACUCGUUUCCCUUCAUGCACGGACCGAGCCUCGGUCCACUUCUUGAAACGGUGGUGGUUCAGCCCUCAAUCCCAUCAGACAAUUCGGAGAACAGCUACAGCUACUUUGAUGAGUACCCCAAUCAGCUGACUCCAGAGAGCGAUCACGGCUAUGACUCUCUAACUGAGAGCUUUCAGAGUUCCCACACUGGUAGCCUGAACCUAAGCUCCCCCGAGUCCAACAGCAGCGACUCCGACCCAGAAUACCCAGAGAUGCAUUACUCCGUCAGCACCAAGAACUUUGUGAAACAAGAGCCGGGAGAGCCCAAAAAGAGAGGCAGAGGACGACCCCCAAAGUGCCAAAGUGAAGGAUUUGAACAUUUCAUUCAGUCCAAAAAAAGUAAACACGCUCCAAGAGGAACCCACCUGUGGGAGUUUAUCCGGGACAUCCUGAUACACCCAGAGAAGAACCAAGGUCUGAUGAAAUGGGAGGACCGCAGGGAUGGUGUCUUCAAGUUCUUGAAGUCCGAAGCUGUUGCUCAGCUCUGGGGGCAGAAGAAGAAGAACAGCAGCAUGACAUAUGAGAAGCUCAGUAGAGCCAUGAGGUAUUACUACAAACGAGAGAUUCUGGAGAGAGUGGAUGGAAGACGACUGGUCUAUAAGUUUGGGAAGAACUCCACUGGUUGGCGAAUUGAGGAGACCGGAUACUAAAGUG